This is a messenger RNA of Stereum hirsutum FP-91666 SS1, 906 nucleotides long. RefSeq lists its product as uncharacterized. Bases 1 to 906 code for a protein of 301 amino acids. The record is from RefSeq and is a predicted model, not a curated record. NCBI's taxonomy places the organism in Eukaryota, Fungi, Basidiomycota, Agaricomycetes, Russulales, Stereaceae. The transcript has 7 exons.
AUGUCUGAUCCGGUAUCCAUCCUUGAUCGUUCUAUCAAGGAACGAGGUCUCGUAGCUGGAUAUGUUCCGAUACAAGAUCCGCAAGGAAAAUGGGUUGUCACCGUCACCGUUCAACACUCGCAGACCACCGGAUCGCAUCGCGCUGGUGUUAUCACGCGGUACAAAGGUGUUGGGCGGGCUAAUCGAAUCAAGAAAGCUAAACAGCUCGCUGCAAGGGAUGUGCUUACUAUGUUGCCUCCGCCAGGUGUUCCUCCAGAAAACAUUCCAGAUCGCCUGCGGUUCCUUAUGAAUCGCAACCAAGGACAGAUUGUGUUGAAGGGUCAAAGUACGGGAAGGAUCCUUCCACAGUGCUGGAAAUUUGAGAUGUUCGUGGGAAGUGAUACUGAACCGGUGGCCACAUCAGACUGGCGUCUUCGUAACUCCGCGAUGAAGCAGGUCCUAUGGCGAGCCUGUGUGAACCUCGGCUACUUGAAUGCUACGCCGUCCGAGAGCGACAUGCAGAUCGACCUAGAAGACCAUGAAGACGAUGAAGACGAGGUAGAGGCUAUCCUCGAUGGUCAGCACGAGAGAGACGGCAACUCGCCCACCCUGCAAAGUGUGCACUUGAUCACAGAUGUACCAUCUGGGCCAAGUAAUCUUCCUGGUGACAUACCUUCAGACGACAAUACGCCAGACAUGCUGCGCUAUCUAAUCGCUAGGUACGAGACAGCGACCUUCCGUGUUCGAUCCCUCACUGGUGUAUCGCCCGUACGCUGGGAGUACUCCCUGUUCUUGGGAAAUGACACCCUUCCAUGCGGUGUUUCGGACUGGCGUUCUGCUCGUGUCGCGAGGCGACAGGCUCUAGUGUCAGCCUUCGAGAUACUUGGUAUCCAUAAUGCAGCUGCCAGUGCGCCGUCAACAUCCUAG